Carcharodon carcharias (great white shark) is the source of this 5024-nucleotide messenger RNA. Its product is annotated as insulin receptor-like. Gene Ontology annotation, biological process: positive regulation of MAPK cascade; protein autophosphorylation; multicellular organism development. Bases 319 to 4419 code for a protein of 1366 amino acids. NCBI's taxonomy places the organism in Eukaryota, Metazoa, Chordata, Chondrichthyes, Lamniformes, Lamnidae. Gene Ontology annotation, molecular function: ATP binding; insulin receptor substrate binding; insulin receptor activity. The transcript has 22 exons. Gene Ontology annotation, cellular component: axon; membrane; insulin receptor complex. The record is from RefSeq and is a predicted model, not a curated record.
CCCUCAUGGACAGAAUGAAGGAUUUUUUUCCAAUUUAACUGCCAAAAUCACUUUAUUUAAUCUUUGUUCAGAGAAAAUUCAAGAAAAUUGUAUUUGGGGUGCUUCAAAUAGUUGACCUUCUUGCUGGGAGAUCAUUUUUCUUGCUUUCGCCCCCUCCCCCCCCCCACUAAGUGCACUCCCAAGAUCAACUUUUAUUAGGGUUGUCCCUGUUCCCUGUCUUUUAUUUUGGUUUUUAAUUCAGUUAUAUCCAAGGCCUGUGUGUUUGUGGGGAGCCUGGGUGUUGAUUUGGAGCUGCAACAAGAAGAUUCUAGUUCCAGGAUGGGGAGAAAGACUUUGAUAUUAGCCUUGGUGACUCUCUUCAUCCUGGCCAACAUUGGCCCAACAGAACCAAAAAUUUGUCAAAGCAUAGAUAUUCGAAACAACAUUACGCACUUGCAACAGCUGAGGAACUGCACCGUCAUUGAGGGAAACCUGCAGAUUCUGUUGCUGUUUGGUACCAAACCCGAGGAUUUCCGUGGCCUGAGCUUCCCGGAGCUCACAAUGAUCACGGAUUACCUGCUUCUCUUCCGUGUCUACGGCCUGGAGAGCUUGAAAGACCUCUUCCCAAACUUGACUGUAAUCCGUGGGACGCGGCUCUUCUUCAACUAUGCUCUGGUCAUCUUUGAGAUGCUGCACUUCAAAGAGAUCGGCCUGUACAACCUGGUGAAUAUCACCCGGGGCGCAGUGAGGAUCGAGAAGAACCCAGAGCUCUGCUACCUGUCCACGCUUGACUGGUCGAAAAUUCUGGACUCAGUGGAGGACAAUUACAUCAAGUCCAACAAGGACGAUCGAGAGUGCAGCGAUGUCUGCCCAGGCACCCUGAAAGGAAAAAGCAGCUGUUCCCAGACUGUGUUCAACGAUCAGUUUAACCACCGAUGCUGGACAAGCGAACACUGCCAAAGAGUCUGUUCUUCAGAGUGCCGCCGGAAAGCCUGCACUCCCAGCGGCAGGUGCUGUCAUGAUGAAUGCCUGGGCAGCUGCACGGAACCUGGCAGCGCGGCAAAGUGCGUGGCAUGCCGACACUACUACUAUAACGGUAUGUGCACCCCAGACUGCCCUGCUGGCACCUACAAGUUUGAAGGGUGGCGCUGCGUGACCUUCUCCUUCUGCCAGAUGCUGCACAAUGAAUGCAAACCUUCCAAGGAGACUGAGUGCACCCGAUACGUCAUCCACAAUGGAGAGUGCAUGCCCGAGUGCCCCUCGGGAUAUAUAGUGAACUCUACAAGCCUCUUUUGUGUACCAUGCACUGGUCUUUGCCCAAAGAUUUGCUCGGUGAAUGUAAAGACCAUCGAAUCCGUGACAGCUGCUCAGGAACUGAGAGGUUGCACUAUCAUCAAAGGCUGCUUGGUCAUCAAGAUCCGCGGAGGAACUAACAUUGCAGCGGAAUUGGAAGCAAAUCUGGGCCUGAUCGAGGUGAUCACUGGCUACCUAAAGAUCCGCAGCGCCUAUGCUUUGGUGUCACUGUCUUUCUUCCGCAGCCUGAGAUUGAUUCAAGGUGAAAAUAUGGAAACUGGAAAUUACUCAUUCUACGUAUUGGACAAUCAGAACCUGCAGCAACUGUGGGACUGGAAAAAGCACAAUCUGACCAUCUCCCAGGGCAAGAUGUUUUUUCACUUCAACCCCAAGCUGUGCCUGUCUGAAAUAUACAAGAUGGAGGAGGCUACUGGGACCAAGGGGCGACAGGAGAGAACGGACAUUGCUCAGAAAACUAAUGGAGACCAGGCAUCCUGUGAAAGCCAACUCCUGAAGUUUGUUUCCAAUAAAACUGGGACUGAUAAAAUUAUGUUGAAAUGGGAGCCAUACUGGCCACCGGACUUCAGAGAUCUCUUGGGUUUCAUGGUGUUCUUCAAAGAAGCCCUUUAUCAGAACGUGACUGAGUUUGAUGGGCAGGAUGCCUGUGGAUCAAACAGCUGGAAGGUGGUAGACGUGGAACCCCCUGGACGGUCAGAAGGGAAGCUCCAGAACCCGGGGACUCUGCUUCGCGGCCUCAAACCUUGGACACAGUAUGCAAUCUUCGUCAAGACAUUGCUAACGAUAAGUGAUGAGCAGCAGAAUCAUGGAGCCAAAAGUGAGAUUGUAUACAUCCGCACCAUAGCAGGCACUCCAUCAGUUCCACUGGAUCCGAUAUCCGUAUCCAACUCUUCCUCCCAGAUCAUCCUGAAGUGGAAGCCUCCGACAGAUCGCAAUGGGAAUAUCACCCACUAUCUGGUGUUCUGGCAGCAGCAGCCGGAGGACAGUGAGCUGUAUGAAUUUGAUUAUUGCCAGAAGGGAUUAAAGUUGCCGUCACGAGCGUCUACAACGCAUGCUGACCCCGAGGACAACCAGAAGCGAAACCAGACUGACUCCGGUCACAUGCCUGGUGAAUGCUGUGCCUGCCCGAAAACUGAGUCGCAGCUUAAACGGGACGCAGAGGAGGCUGCCUUCCAGAAGACAUUCGAGAACUACCUGCACAACGAGGUUUUUAUGAUCAGACCUACACCUCAAGAGAGUGGUACUAAGGACAGUAGACCUUCGCGGAAACGUAGGGAACUAGUAAUCUUUACGAAUAGUAGCGUUCUGGAUGUGACCACGCCUGCCUCCAUGAGUAACGCGUCCGCAACAAAAUCGCCGGAAGAGGAGUAUCCAAAAUUAUUGGAGAAGGUGUGGAUGAAGGAGUCUCUAGUGAUCUCCAACUUGCGCCAUUUCUCGGGGUACCGAAUUGAAAUCCAUGCGUGCAACCAUGAUGUAGAAACUGGAGGAUGCAGUGUUGCAGCCUAUGUCAGUGCAAGAACCAUGCCUGAAGCAAAGGCUGAUGACAUUGUGGGCCCAGUCACACAUGAGGUAAUUGACAAAGUGGUUCAUAUCAAAUGGGAAGAGCCGAAGAAUCCGAAUGGUCUCAUUGUGUUGUAUGAAGUGCAUUACAAACGCCUUGUGGAUUCUGAGGAGAUGCAACAGUGUGUGUCUCGCAAAAGAUACCUUAACGAACAAGGUUGCAAACUGAAAGUGCACCAUCCUGGGAACUAUACUGUGAAAGUACGAGCCACCUCACUGGCUGGAAAUGGCUCGUGGACGGAGCCGAUUUCCUUCUGCAUCCAAGAUUCGAACGCCAACCAAGACAGUGACUUCUACAAGAUAAUUGGGCCAGUAAUCUUCGUUGCUUUGAUCAUCAUUCUGGUUCCAGUUGUCUUCCUGGUAGUGAAGAAGAGACGAACUGAAGGACCCACUGGAAUUUUUUACACUUCCUCAAAUCCAGAGUACAUCAGUGCCAGCGAUGUCUAUGUUCCAGAUGAGUGGGAGGUUUCACGUGAUAAGAUAGAGCUUCUGAGAGAGCUGGGGCAAGGUUCCUUUGGUAUGGUCUAUGAAGGGAUUGCAAAGGAUGUUGUGAAGGGAUGUCCAGAAACUCGUGUGGCAGUGAAAACUGUGAAUGAGUCAGCCAGUCUGCGGGAGCGCAUAGAGUUCUUGAACGAGGCAUCCGUGAUGAAGGCCUUCAGCUGUCACCAUGUGGUGCGUUUGCUCGGUGUUGUAUCGAAGGGGCAGCCGACUCUAGUUGUCAUGGAGCUGAUGACUCACGGGGAUCUGAAGAGCUACUUGCGAUCAUUACGGCCAGAUGCUGAGAAUAACCCAGGGUGCCCACCGCCUACCCUGAAGGAGAUGAUUCGGACAGCAGCUGAGAUUUCAGAUGGAAUGGCUUACCUGAAUGCCAAGAAAUUUGUCCACAGAGACCUGGCAGCUCGUAAUUGCAUGGUGGGAGAGGAUUAUACAGUGAAAAUUGGAGACUUUGGAAUGACCAGAGACAUCUAUGAGACAGACUAUUAUCGUAAGGGUGGGAAAGGGUUGCUACCCGUGCGAUGGAUGGCUCCGGAGUCCUUGAAGGAUGGAGUGUUUACUACAUACUCCGACGUUUGGUCAUUUGGAGUUGUGCUAUGGGAGGUCAGCACUCUAGCAGAACAACCAUAUCAGGGACUGUCAAAUGAACAGGUUCUUAAGUUCGUUAUGGAUGGAGGCUUUUUGGAUCGGCCAGAUAAUUGCGCGGAUAGAUUGCAUACCCUGAUGCAGAUGUGUUGGCAGUACAAUCCAAAAGCAAGACCCACAUUCUUGGAGAUCAUAGAGAUGCUCAAGGACGAUCUCCACCCAAGUUUUCAGGAUGUCUCCUUCUACUAUAGCGAGGAUAACAAGCCCCCCGACACGGAGGAAUAUGACAUGGAUUUUGAGAACAUGGAAAGCAUUCCGCUUGACCCCUCUUCUUACUCACAGACAGAGACCCCCCUAAGUCACAGCCGGGACAAUGGGCCCACCAUGGGCCUAAGAGGCAACUAUGACGAACACAUACCGUACACACACAUGAACGGAGGGAAGAAGAACGGGCGAAUAUUGUCCUUGCCAAGGUCAAGCCCUUCAUAACGUUUCUUCUACCUCCCAUUUCUUUCUGAUUUUAAUUUGUUGGGCCCUUAGAAUCUCAGGACUCGAUUAUGGCUGCCACAGUUUGCUACACAAGGAAAGGACCUUUGCCUUUGUUUAAAAAAAAUAUUUUUUUCUGCCAAGUGGCUUGUUAUAAAUGAAUCAAACUGUGAAGAAACAAAUCACACAUUCUAUAACAGUAGAAAUAUGUACACGUACAUACUGUGCCUACAUGCAUGUACAAAUAUUACAUUGUGCAAAGAUACAUGUGCACCCAUACAAUACAUAUGUAAACAGUUAUAUAUAUAUUCUGAUGCGCACACACAUACAGACACACCAACACAUAGACACACACACACACCACACAUACACAUGUACAUAGACACACACAAAACCAUAUCAGUAAAGCAUUUCCAAGGCUGCUAUCAACAUAGCUGUGGUUCCCAGCCAGGAAGUGACCUUUUGAACUUUCAUCUGUGGAGUGCUUGAGGCUGAGGUUUAGGCCCAAUUUUGAGGGAAAACAUUUGUUUAGAAAAAUAAAUUAAAUACAAAAAGCACCUACAGUUUAAAAUGACAAAAGUCCAAUUUAAUUUUCCUGAAGCGUGAAC